Messenger RNA from Perognathus longimembris pacificus (Pacific pocket mouse), 966 nucleotides. RefSeq names its product olfactory receptor 52N4. Gene Ontology annotation, cellular component: membrane. Gene Ontology annotation, molecular function: G protein-coupled receptor activity; olfactory receptor activity. The record is from RefSeq and is a predicted model, not a curated record. The transcript has a single exon. Lineage: Eukaryota; Metazoa; Chordata; Mammalia; Rodentia; Heteromyidae. The coding region runs from base 1 to 966 and encodes 321 amino acids. Gene Ontology annotation, biological process: G protein-coupled receptor signaling pathway.
AUGCUAAUACAGAAUAAAACAGAUCUGACUCCCACUUCAUUUAUUCUGAAUGGGAUUCCAGGGCUGGAAGACAUGCACAUCUGGAUUUCCUUCCCAUUCUGCUCCAUGUACGUGGUGGCUAUGGUAGGAAAUUGUGGACUCCUCUACCUCAUCCGCUAUGAGGACGUCCUGCACAGGCCCAUGUACUACUUCUUAGCUAUGCUUUCUUUAACUGACAUUGUCAUGUGCUCUAGUACAAUUCCCAAAGCCCUCUGCAUCUUCUGGUUUCAUCUAAAGGAAAUUAGAUUGAAUGAAUGCCUGGUCCAGAUGUUCUUCGUUCAUACUUUCACAGGGAUGGAAUCCGGGGUGCUCAUGCUGAUGGCGCUGGACCGCUAUGUGGCCAUCUGCUACCCUCUGCGCUACUCUACCAUCCUCACCAAUCCUGUCAUUGCAAAGGUUGGGUUUGUCACCUUUCUGAGAGGUGUGUUACUCAUUAUUCCAUUCACUUUCCUCACCAAGCGCCUGCCCUAUUGUAGAGGCAAUAUUAUUCUUCAUACUUAUUGUGAUCAUAUGUCUGUAGCCAAAUUAUCCUGUGGCAAUGUCAAAGUCAAUGCUAUCUAUGGUUUGAUGGUGGCCCUCCUUAUCGGAGGCUUUGACAUUCUGUGCAUCACUGUCUCCUACACAAUGAUCCUGCGGGCAGUGAUCAACCUGUCCUCAGCAGACGCCCGGCAGAAGGCCUUCAGCACCUGCACUGCCCACAUCUGUGCCAUUGUUUUUUCCUACAGUCCAGCUUUCUUUUCGUUCUUUUCUCAUCGCUUUGGUGGCCACACAAUCCCUCCUUCUUGCCACAUCAUAAUGGCCAAUAUUUACGUGCUUCUGCCUCCCACCAUGAACCCUGUUGUCUAUGGAGUGAAAACCAAGCAAAUACGAGACUGUGUCGUGAGGAUCCUUUCAGGCUCCAAGGAUGGCAAAACCCACAGCAUAUGA